AUGGCGGAGAGCGGUCCUGUGGAUGGGGAUGAAGCGCCUUCCUCCUCCUCCUCCUCCUCCUCCGAAGCAAGCGGCGCCUGUCCCGGGCGUUGGGAGCGGCUGAGGCUGGCGGCCGGGCCCUGGGCUCGCACAGUGGCUCUGGUGGCGGUGCUCGGCCUCCUUUACUUUCUCAGGGGCCCGCUUCGGUUGCGGGACAACUUGGUGGCAGUGACUGUCUUCUUGAGCACAUUAACGCCAAAAUUCUAUGUUGCACUUACGGGGACUUCCUCUUUGAUAUCCGGCUUGAUAUUUAUAUUUGAAUGGUGGUAUUUCAGAAAAUAUGGCACUUCUUUCAUUGAGCAGGUUUCUGUGAGUCAUUUGCGACCACUGAUUGGAGGAGCAGAGAGCAAUAGUUCUCCGCAGUCAAGUUUCUCUGCCAGUAAUGGAGAAAGUGAGACAAACAGGCAAAGUUUAUCAGAGUGCAAAGUAUGGAGAAAUCCCCUCAAUCUGUUCAGAGGAGCAGAAUAUAGCAGAUACACAUGGGUGACUGGAAAGGAGCCUCUCACAUAUUACGACAUGAACUUGUCUGCUCAGGAUCAUCAGACUUUUUUUACAUGUGAAACAGAUUCACUUAGGCCUUCAGAUGCAGUUAUGCAGAAGGCAUGGCGAGAGAGGAAUCCUCAGGCUCGAAUCAAAGCAGCAUAUCAAGCUUUAGAAUUAAAUAAUGAAUGUGCAACUGCGUAUGUUCUCCUGGCUGAGGAAGAAGCAACUACAAUUGUGGAUGCUGAAAAGUAUUUCAGGCAGGCCUUGAGAGCUGGAGAAAAUGUUUAUAGGAAGUCUCAGCAUUGUGGUUCACAAAGUCCUCAACAUGAAGCUCAGCUGAGAAGAGACACCAAUGUACUGGUAUACGUGAAAAGAAGACUUGCAAUGUGUUCAAGGAAACUUGGAAAAAUUAAAGAAGCAGUAAAAAUGAUGAGAGAUUUAAUGAAAGAGUUUCCUCUCCUAAGUGUACUGAAUAUUCAUGAAAAUCUGCUAGAGGCCCUUCUGGAACUGCAGGCUUAUGCUGAUGUCCAAGCAGUCUUGGCAAAGUAUGACGAUAUCAGCCUUCCAAAAUCAGCAGCAAUAUGUUACACAGCAGCACUGCUAAAGGCCAGAGCAGUUUCAGAUAGGUUCUCUCCAGAAACAGCCUCGAGAAGAGGACUUAGUACAGCAGAGAUUAAUGCAGUAGAAGCAAUUCACAGAGCUGUUGAAUUUAACCCUCAUGUCCCAAAGUACUUGUUAGAAAUGAAAAGCUUAAUUUUACCUCCGGAGCACAUUCUGAAACGUGGUGACAGUGAAGCAGUGGCAUAUGCUUUCUUCCACCUCCAGCACUGGAAGCGCAUAGAAGGGGCCCUUAAUCUCUUGCACUGUACAUGGGAGGGCACGUUUAGAAUGAUCCCGUAUCCAUUAGAGAAAGGUCAUCUAUUUUAUCCCUAUCCCAGCUGUACAGAGACAGCAGACAGAGAGUUAUUACCAACAUUUCAUGAUGUGUCCGUCUAUCCUCAGAAGGAGCUUCCUUUUUUCAUCCAUUUUACAGCAGGGCUGUGCUCUUUCACGGCAAUGUUAGCUCUCCUCACUCAUCAGUUCCCUGAACUCAUGGUCAUUUUUGCAAAAGCUUUCUUUGGAACUCUCUUGUCACCUUUGAGCUUCAUGAUGGAGAAGAUUGAGCGCCUCAUGCCUGCUGGUCUCUGGCAUCAACUGACUCAAAUUUGAGAGGACCUUCGUGGUUGGGCCGGCCAGUUCUCAGGAACUCUAACAUCAGCACCCCGGCACAACAGCACUUGCAGCUAAGGGUGUGAAAGAAGACAAGCUCUAUGACUUUGUUUCAUUUUACAUCCCGUUCUUGGUGCUUGAGAGUUGCUGUAGCCCUCCUUAAGCCUUAGUGUCUGUAUUAAUUAAGAACACACAGCUUCUUUUGUGUGUGAGGGAAAGGUAUUGUGCUCACUUGAACAUUAGCUGUACCACUUGAAGCUACUGCUUCCAAGACCCUCUGAAAGGCAAUAAAUUUGGUAGAUGGUGUGUUGAAACUUCCUUCAGAACAGCAAGUACAUCUAAAUGCUCCUAGCCCAAAAUUCGAACGAGACCCUGUUUUGACCCUUGUUAGGCUGUCUCCUAGGUUGUCUUGUUUUUAUAUCUAUGGUUAAUUUUCUUUUGCAGUGUGUUCUUGGUGAUUAGCUGUAUUACAGUAACAUUGUGGGCAAUAUACUUUGUGAAAUAUCUCAGGCUCAACAGUGGGGCAGGAUAUCAGGUCGUCAUACUUUGGAUGUGAUCACCAAAGACCUUGUGGCCACAUACUUCUUGCAAGCAAAGCACCAUGUUAUUACUUACAAGACCACCAAAGCAGCAGAUACAACUCCUCCCAAAUUUAAUGGAUUAAAUUUUUGAUGUGGUUUUUCACAUUACC
Molecule: messenger RNA, 2422 nt
Organism: Gekko japonicus
Lineage: Eukaryota; Metazoa; Chordata; Lepidosauria; Squamata; Gekkonidae
Gene: ST7L
Product: suppression of tumorigenicity 7 like
Exons: 15
Coding region: 1-1731 (576 amino acids)
Molecular function (GO): protein binding
Source: RefSeq, a predicted model, not a curated record